CCUAUCCUAUUAAUUCUCUGGAUUGUCAAAUGAUAGAGGUCAGAUUACAAAGUAUUUUUUCGCCUGAUUUUUCAAUGUAUCGGCUUUAUUACAAAUAAGUACCUACAGAAAAACGUGAUAUUAUACAUUUGAUUCAGUAAUUUAAAUUGUGUAUGUCAGUACUUGUUUCCUGAAGGAAUGUGGCGACCCACGUUAACUAUUUUCCGUAAGGUGAUCCUACCGUCACUAAAAGAAAAUGUAACUUUAUCAAAAGUUCUUUAUUCAACCAAGUCCCGUUUACCCAAAUCAACUGCAAAAUUGACCUUGGUUAGCGCAAGCGUGGGUAUAUUAGUCGGUGCAGGAUAUGGAGGUUAUACGCAUUACAAAGUAAACAUUAAAAACAAAAAUAAAUCUAUAGAAAACGAUGAAUAUGCAUUCUUAAAAGAAGCUCCUGAAUACAAAGCUCACUAUAAGGUGCUUAAUGAAGCUGAUACAAGCAAUUUGCAAUUAGUCCUCUUUCAAUAUAGAACAUGUCCAUUCUGCUGCAAAGUUAGAGCAUACUUGGACGCAAAAGGCAUCAGCUAUGAAGUAGUUGAAGUGGAUGCUGUUCUGAGGCAAGCGAUCAAAUGGUCCGGAUAUAAGAAAGUACCAAUAGUAUUAGCUAAAGUUGAAAAUGGAUAUCAGCAAUUAUUGGACAGCACAGCAAUCAUAUCUGUACUGGAAACAUACCUCAGAGACAAGGCCUUGCAAUUGCGUGAAAUUAUCAAGUACUAUCCCGCUACUCAUUAUGUGAACGAUGAUGGCAAGGGAACAACUGAUAUAACCAAUAAAUAUUUUGUUAUGCACAAUGCUGGGAUAAGUGAUAAACAUAGGGAUGCUGAAAUAGAGGAGCGAGAAUGGCGUAAAUGGGCAGAUAGUGUACUAGUACACACACUAUCACCCAAUGUGUAUCGAACAACUGGUGAAGCUAUAGAGACGUUCAAGUGGUUCGAGGAUGUUGGGGGCUGGAGACAGUCGUUCCCAGCGUGGGAGUGUGCUCUAAUGGUGUAUGGUGGAGCGGCUGCUAUGUGGAUUAUAUCUAAACGAUUAAAAAAGAGGCAUCAAAUAAAGGAAGACGAACGGCAAUCGCUAUAUGAUGCGGCAAAUGCUUGGAUGAAAGCUGUCAAGAAGAAGGGAUCCUCUUUCCUCGGUGGCGAUCAACCAAAUCUCGCUGAUAUUAGUGUAUUUGGCGUUCUGAGUAGUAUUGAAGGCUGUCGUGCUUUCCAAGACUUGAGAGAGAACACGAGUAUUGGCAACUGGUUUGAUAGAAUGAAGACUCAUUUGGAAACCACUAAGGGCAGAGUGAUCCCUCUUAAUCAAGCAUAAUUUAAUUUAUUUUGACUGAUGGCUAAAACAUGUGGUAUGUAUUAUUUAUGAUGAUGGAGAUGCACAUAAUAUUUAUUAAAAUUUAUAGAAAAAUAAUGGACACAUAGUUGAGAAAACGCUAUUGGAACUAAACAGAUGACAAAAUUAUGUUUUAGGCUACAAUAGUUAUUCAGAUCUAUUUCGAGAUGAAUACCUCAAGGCUGCUCUAUAAUGUUGACUAGAAAUGCACUCAAUUACAACUUUGAGAGUUUUAAUACAUCAAAAGCAUCAAAAGAAACAAGAUACAUAUUUAAAAAAAAAUAUAUAUAUAUUUUAGUAAUAUUACUCAGUGAUACCAUUUUUCAAAUUAUAGCACAUAAAAUAGUAUCAUACUUGUAACUUGUCCAAUAGUGUUGUAUUGUAUCACAUCUUUCUACAAGUGUUUCUGUCUAUAGCAAUAAUAAGCUUUAAAAAGCUGAUGAAAAUCAAAACAUAUUUUUUUAUCUAGAGUCAUGUACAAAAACAGUAUUUACUGUGUUUGUUAACAAAAUAUGCUAUUCAAAAAGCGAUUAUAUCGUUGGCCAGUAAAUGUAUGUCCUAAUAAAUAAAUCAAGUUAAUUUCGUACGAUUAUGAAUGACAGCAUGUUGUUUCUAUUCCGUCUAAAAUAUUACACUGCAUUAUAAUCAUGUUUGCAUUGCAAUAUUUUGCCUCACGCCUGCCUUUUGAUGCGAAUGUAUAUUUUUUUCAUGAUAAAUACUUUCAUUCUCUAAAUGCGUUUAUUAUUUCGUUUUAAAAUUAGUAAGUUAACUAGAAUGGUAAUAAUUAAUAUUAUUAUUUACUCGACUUAUAUUAAAAUCUUUACAAUCGAGAUUGCGAUUUUAAAACUUAUUUGUAGUAUUUUAAAUUAUCACAAUGUUCCUUGGAAAUGAAUUGUAUUGGAAAUUAUAUUAUGAUUAAGGUUGUUAAACAUUUCUUUAUUUAUAAUUUUUAUAUAUUUGUAAAAUUUGGGAUAAAUGCUCUGGAUAAUAUGCAAUUCUUUUGUUGCCAAAAAUUUUGAUAAUUUUGAGAGUAGACUGUUCCACGUAAGAUUUGAAUUUAUUAUAUUUACAUGUACAAUGCAUUACAUUUUAAUAAAGCGAUUGUUUGCGUUAUUACAACUAAGCCUGCGAAAACCUAAAACUAAAAUAGCAUAGCUGUUUAUUGUAUAUGAUUGACAAUAGUUAUUAUUAUGCUGGUUUUUUUUUUAAAAGUUACUUUGCCAGGACGCCUUAUCAUUUAUCAAAGUUAUAAAUAAAUUUGAUAAAUUUACAGGCCUACAAUAAUGAACUUAAAAAAAAAACAACACUUUACCCUGUGCGAGUCAGACUCGCUCACCGAGGACUCCGAACAACCCAUUUUUGAUGUGGAAUCUAAAGUCGCACGUAAAAGCUAUGUCUGCCGUGGUGAAGCGUCGCUACGCUAUGCUAUAUGAUGAUUGAUGGUAUAUGUACAUUAUGAAGUGUAGUAGUGUUUUUCACUAAAUUAGUCGUACAAAAUAAUGUCGAUGUUUCUCAUCUGCCAGGCGUCCCGUGAUUGCUGACUUUUUUUAGUAUGUUGUAACUUCUGACUUUCAAUUUAUUGCUAGAAGCAAUAUUGCUAGAGCAAUCAAAACCUACAGGGUACUUCCCCUUGUACUACUUGAAAUUUUGUAAAAAGCAAACACAGAUAUGGGCAUAAUUGCAUUAUAUGUAUUCGCGUACAUUAUUGCAGGCUGUGUUCACCUCUAGAAGGUCUAGCACCUAUUACUUGUGAUGUAUCAUAGAAUAACCAUGUCUAUUAUUUUUGUAGUGCUAUGUCCAGUUUGGUGGACCUAUUAAAAAAAAAAAAAAAAUUGCGAAAACAUGAUUUUUAAUGGAUAGUAUUUAAACGAGUGACUGUAAUCAUAGUUUUGAUUGACAAAAAUAAUGAAUUGGGGUACAGAAUUACUAAGUGAGCGACUGACUGCGAACGACGAAAAAUAAAUAGAACAGCCACUAACAAACAUUUAUUCAAGUUACUUAAAAUAUAAAAUGAGCAGCUUCAUAAUAUUUGAGCGACCUAAUAUUUGUUUGAGAAACAACGUUACGUCUUGUAUUUUUCAAAUAAGCGAUUAAAGCCUAUUUUUCAAAUUCUGAAACACAACUUCUUGCAAGGCAAUCAAAACCUUCAGGGUACUUCCCGUGAACACAGAUUCUUAAAAUUUGGUAAAACGCAAUGUCUUAUAGCACAGAUAAAGGAAAAUUACCCAAAAAUAUAAAUUUUAAAAUUUAAAACAAUAAAAAAUUAAAACAAUAAAAAAUAGGCUUGAUCGGAGGCCUCGGGGCGCGAGUUCUAUUCGCACUUGGCUGGUUUUUAUUCAUCAUUUACUUUAGUGCAGCUGGACUUGCACAUAUAAAAAUGGCCAGUUAAUAAAAUUAUAUUUUACGUGGAAGACAGUCUUAGAAAAGGUUUAAUGGAGUAUUUAUUAUAUUAGUAUGCGAAGUAGUCCAUUGUAUUACAACGAGGGAAUAUUAUUAAUUUCUAAAUAACAUGAAUUACAUUUGAAACAAACGAUUAUUCUAAGUACUAUUUAUAUUGAAACUGUACAGUACUGUACACUUGAUUGAUGAUGAAAUAUUUAGUAUUGUUAAGUAAUUUAGGAAUUAUUAGAUAUUCUACACGCUUUUUUAAUUUAUUUGAAGUACGUAAAUAUCCCUUUUAAUAUCAUGAGUAUCUAUAACAUUUAUGGAAAAAGUAGGUUAAUUUUGUUAAAAAGGAUCACUAUUUAUUUUAUUGUAUAGAAUCUGUAAAGAAAACUUCGUUAGAAUAUGAAUAAUACAAAGGUUUUCCCAAGAUAUUGCCAAAAAUCUAGUAUUCAUACAUAUCUUCAUGUCGAUACCAAUGAAUUCACAAUAAGAAAUUCAAAUCGUUGAUUUGUUAUUUAACGGUUGUUUUCUGAAAUAAUUAUUAACAUCUUUUUUAGACAUGACGAGGUUUUCUUUUAAAUUGUACCUAAAAUAAAUCUAUUUAUAUCCAGAAACAAAUGUUUAAGUUACAACGAUUACGUAGUUAUUUUAGUUGUAGUUUUAAUAAUAAUAUAGUACAAGCGUUGGUAGAUAAUGAGUAUUAUUUUUUGCCUAAUAUGUAAAAGUGAAAUGGUUGAAAUAAAAAAACAUAAAAAUUA
This is a messenger RNA of Colias croceus (clouded yellow), 4505 nucleotides long. It is a transcript of the gene Su(P), whose product is annotated as prostaglandin E synthase 2. Bases 178 to 1344 code for a protein of 388 amino acids. The transcript has 5 exons. Gene Ontology annotation, cellular component: mitochondrion. NCBI's taxonomy places the organism in Eukaryota, Metazoa, Arthropoda, Insecta, Lepidoptera, Pieridae. The record is from RefSeq and is a predicted model, not a curated record. Gene Ontology annotation, molecular function: prostaglandin-E synthase activity.